Molecule: messenger RNA, 405 nt
Organism: Gossypium arboreum
Lineage: Eukaryota; Viridiplantae; Streptophyta; Magnoliopsida; Malvales; Malvaceae
Exons: 1
Coding region: 1-405 (134 amino acids)
Source: RefSeq, a predicted model, not a curated record
AUGAUUCCUUGGAAGACUUUGUGUAAACCAAAGGACAUGGGAGGCCUUGGAAUUAGAUACGUUCAACUCUUCAACCUUGCUCUCUUAGGGCAUCAAGUGUGGAGACUAAUAAACAACAAAAACUCUCUCUGUUUCAAAGUCUUUUCUUCAAAAUAUUUCCCUGAUGGCAACAAUUUUCAUGCAAAAAAGGUGGACAAAGCUUCUUUUACCUGUUCAAGCAUUGCGGCAGCAACGGAAGCUCUUAAAGCCGGAUUUGGGUGGCAGAUUGGAAAUGGCGAGAAGAUUAAUACUCCAGCUGACAAUUGGGGAACGGAAGGACUUAAUGGCGAUGUUAUUAGAAGCAACAUCCUCAACCUAAAUGAGAUGUGUGUGAAAGAUCUUUGGCAUGAGGAGAGGAGAAGCUAG